This is a messenger RNA of Rhizophagus irregularis DAOM 181602=DAOM 197198, 600 nucleotides long. The record is from RefSeq and is a predicted model, not a curated record. NCBI's taxonomy places the organism in Eukaryota, Fungi, Glomeromycota, Glomeromycetes, Glomerales, Glomeraceae.
AGAUGGCAUUUUAUGAUUUCUUUGAAGAGUUUUUUGUUUUUUUUUUAAAAGAAAAAGAUAAAAAGGACGAGCAGGAAAACAUCCUUUUUAUAACAAGGGUUUAAUUUUCGUUGGUAUUUCCUUUACUAGAAAUAUGCAUCAUUCAGUUAUUGUCAUUUGUUUUUGCACUUUGAAUUUGGAAACAAAGGCCGCACGUGAUUGUAAUGAUGAGAGAUUAUCAGUUGUAAAUGUUACUUUUUUUUUAUUAAUCCCAUGGAUUGUCAAACAUGAAACAUCAGUUGUAUUUUAUUCAAUCCUUAUAUUAACCUGCAAAGGGAAUUUGCGUUAUUGUUUUUAUGAUUGUUUUUUGGACAAAAAUAAUUACGAUAACUAUGUCAUUGUUAAGGAUAAUUGCCUUAUUGAUACAACAAAAAAGGCAAAUAACUUUUUACAUGUGAUAAAAUUUUAUAAUUUACCUAAUAAGUUAUAUCCGUUUAAGCACCGCCUCCUUUAUGAGUGACUGAGUACCAUACCUUUACCAUACGUCUAUUGAAGUAACGGAAAUCAGCUGUUCCAAAAUAAUUGGGUUUUAUCGAUUGUAAAGAUAAAUCUAUAAAAAAA